Molecule: messenger RNA, 990 nt
Organism: Parascedosporium putredinis
Lineage: Eukaryota; Fungi; Ascomycota; Sordariomycetes; Microascales; Microascaceae
Source: the annotation of a GenBank genome assembly
AUGUCGACUGAUGCUCCGGCAAUCUCUCUCGAUGGCGAUGUUGAAAUGGGGAACUCAUCUGAUGCGAACGGUGCCCUGGAUGCGGUCCCGGCGCCCAGCAGUGAUGCUCCACCGACUCCCACGCAGUCCGCCUCGACAGCCAUCGCAGUGGUAGCUGACCACAGACCUAUCGAUGUAAGCCAUGCUGGGCUGAAGAGGUCAAUAGCGCUUGUCCUCGAUCAUGUUGGGUUUGAUGGCGCGGAUACGGAGGCUGUAGCGAGCUUCGCGCUAGCCGUGGAAGAAUAUAUCGAUUCGAUCCUUGGAGUACUGAAGCGCCAAGCUCUCUCUGCUCGCCGAGAACAGCCAACGCCUGUAGAUUUCGAAAGAACUCUGCAAACCUUUAACCUUCCGAUUGAUUCUCUCAAGCCGCAUGUCCGCCACCCAAUCCACGCUACUCGACUUGUUCCGAAAGUCGAAACAAUAUCCCUCCCAGACGGUCCUCAUCUUCGCCCGUUGCCCACACUCGCUGACGAGCUUAGUGGUAAGCCUGCAAAGGAGGAGAAGGAGUAUAUCCCAUCCCUCUUCCCCGAGUUCCCGAGUAGGCACACCUUUAUCUCCACGCCCCGGGAAGAGUCUCAAGACAAAAAGGAGCCAAACACGAUGCGCGAGCACCUCUCCAAGGCAGCAAAGCAGGGAGAGGACGCACUUCGUGGUUUACUGCGUGCAUCCAAAGUCCGACAACAGAAAGAGGUCCGAUCACAAGCCCAACGGUAUCCAGCAAGUCGCGAGAGAUACAAGCUCUGGGAGCAGGCGAUGGGGAAGAUGAUGAAACCGCUGGAUGAGGAGGGCUUGGUCCGGGUCGAGGACUCCUCAAAACCGGCGGCCGAUCAAGUUGCAAAUGCAAGCAUGAUUGUGAAUUUUUCCACAGACUCACUCCGUCGAGAAGGCGUUCGCACAACGCGCCGCCCACCAGCCCGAACGACAUUUGCGGCCGAUCAUGUGCCAAGGUGA